AUCAGAGAGUCGGUAGACUCUCUAUAUAGGGACGACACGGGUGAAAUCUCACGUGAUCCGCGUACAAAACGACUAAAAACUCGACCCGCUAGCUCCUUACCGGAAGCACUUGAAGCGUUGAUUUUUUCACAGAACGUCUCCGAAUUUGCCGGAGGUGUGCACGCACAUCAAGCGAUCGUUUGUUUCUUGCCGCAAGUCACUACGGUAGAUCGUUGAGCUCUUCCUCGGUAGUCACUGAACAACGC
Molecule: messenger RNA, 245 nt
Organism: Geodia barretti
Lineage: Eukaryota; Metazoa; Porifera; Demospongiae; Tetractinellida; Geodiidae
Source: the annotation of a GenBank genome assembly